This is a messenger RNA of Mytilus trossulus (common blue mussel), 1957 nucleotides long. RefSeq names its product immunoglobulin superfamily member 10-like. Lineage: Eukaryota; Metazoa; Mollusca; Bivalvia; Mytilida; Mytilidae. Bases 1 to 1917 code for a protein of 638 amino acids. The record is from RefSeq and is a predicted model, not a curated record. The transcript has 16 exons.
AUGAUAGUAAUAUGUAUAUCAAAGUGUGAACAGUAUAAUCUUCGAUCUGUUGAAUUGAUAACAAGUUCAUGUCCUACUGAAAUAGAAGGAUUCACACUUUUACCUUGUCUUAUACAUGUUGUAGAUAAAGAAAUAAACAUGCUAGUCUGGCUGAAACUAACCGUGUUGUUUUCAUGUUUACUACCAACAAAAUCUUUGGAAUGUUUACAUUGUGAGGAUGUAAUUCACCCAUCAGACUGUUCCACCUCCACAACGUGUGGUGUAGAUGAUAUGUGUAUGACACAAGAAAUAAGGAGUAUCGGUGGUGAAAGAAGAUUCAAACUCAGCUGUCAUUCAAAGAGGCAAUGUAAUGCUAUCAUGGGCAGUGCUGGAUUGAGCGUUACGUUCUGUAUGGAUUGCUGUGAUUCAAAUAAAUGUAACAAUCAACUAUGUUCAUCGGCCCCAACAACCACAAUGUUACCUACAACGACUACAAUAAAACCAACACAACGUCCCUAUAUAUCAACUGACCAUUCCAGUAUAACAACAAGAUGGGGAACAAGGUUGGAAAUAUCCUGUUAUGGACAUAAUGUGGACCUGGUGCAAAUGCAGAUGCAAAUUGGUUCACUACAUGGUAAAAAAAUAGCAAUACCCACAACUAAAUCCCCGACACCACAUGCCUAUAUAACACCACAGAGUGAUAUGUACAUUAUUUGCACAGGAUACAUACAGCUAAAAGCUGUUACAACAACAAAUAUACAAAUAACUGUAACCGGUGAUAAACCUUAUUUCGCUCAUGCAAGACAGGUGAUAUCCCUGCAUGAAGGAGAAGAUCAAGCACUUUUAUGUUCACCACAAGGAUUCCCUUCACCUGUAGUUACGUGGCAUUAUGCACGGCUCGCAGGACAUAUGAGUACUAUCGGACAUAACUUGCAUAUAAAUCAAAUGAAUAGCGAAAUGGCGGGAAAAUACACGUGUACGGCUCAUAAUUACUUUGGGUCGACGUCAACCGAGUAUAUCAUUCAGUAUAUUUCUCCAGAAACUACUGUAGCUUCUGUGACCACUCUUCCAACAACAGCCUUUAUGAUUCCACCAAUAGUUACCCUCCAACAGAAGUUAAUCAUACCAGAAGGGAAGCCAUCAUCAGUUGUAGCCUGUCAAGUACAAGGGUUUCCCACACCUACUGUUACCUGGGACACUUUCGAUCACAAGUUUCCAUCCAAUGUCCAAAUUCAUGGUCCAUAUCUAAUAAUUCAUAACGCUGGUGUAUACGAUAGCAACAUUUACUUCUGCAAGGCAACGAAUCCUGCUGGAACUGAUAUCAAGGUUAUACACGUCAUAGUGAAUCAUACAGUUAAACCAACAACGUUGCGUCCACAUAUAUCUCCAGUUAUAAGUUCAAGACAAAUUGUCGAAGUGAGAUUUGGAUCGUCUGUAACAUUGAACUGCAAUGCAACCGGAUAUCCGGAGCCACAGAUCACGUGGCACGCACAUCACAAAACUAUUCAUCACAAGACACUUCCGAUUUCCAACGCCACUUUAGAUAAUAAUGGGUUGUAUUUGUGUAUUGCCAUUAAUGAUGCUGGACAAACACAAGCCAGCACAGUGGUAUCUGUAACAGGAGAUGCACCACACAUCACUGUUCCACCUUCAUCUGUAGUUAAACAUGCAGGAGACGUACAAAGCUUCCUGUGUGAGGCUACUGGAAAUCCUCAACCGAAUAUUACUUGGUCUUACACGUCAUAUUUACAUACUAGUAGCCGUGAUAGCCAUACUAUGCCAUCUCACGUGACCAGCUCAGAUGGCGGGAGAAUUCAGCUGACUCAUAUCCAUGAUUCUGGUAUACUUAAAUGUACAGUUACAAAUCCUUACGGAACAGUAUCGGCACAUGCAAAUAUAUUAAUGUCUGAUAGGAACGAUCUAGUCGUAGGACGAUGAGAAGGACUGACGAUAUCAAAAUUGAAAGACAUUCACGAAA